Auanema sp. JU1783 is the source of this 477-nucleotide messenger RNA. The record is from the annotation of a GenBank genome assembly. Lineage: Eukaryota; Metazoa; Nematoda; Chromadorea; Rhabditida; Rhabditidae.
AUGUCUGCAGAUUAUAGUGGGCCACCUAUUCGUUUCAAUCGAGGAUUUUGGGAUGAUAAACUUAACCGACUGAAACUCGCCCAAAUUUUUCUGGGAAUAGCUGCAGCCAUUUUCAAUUCAUACUGCUUCCCUAACUCGUUGUGGGGCUUUUGUACUUACAGAAUUCAUACAUUCCCUCAGAUUUUCUCGAUUCUCUGUGUGAACAUUUUCUUCAUUGUGAUUAGUAGCUUACUUGCCUUUUGUAAUUUGUUGGGCAUCAUGGAUUCCUACUAUAAAUAUAAUUUCCCUCUUCUGGAGAAGUUCUUGACUACCCUGGCCACUGUGAUGUACUCCAUCAGCUCUGUAUUGGUGUUUGUGGCUUUGUUAACAUCUCCAUUCAUAGCAAGUUGGUUGCUUCCACUGUUUUUCACAUUAUGGACAACAGCUGCUUAUGGCUGGGACUCGAAACAACGAUGGGAUGCCGAUUCACGAUAUUGA